Messenger RNA from Porites evermanni, 2868 nucleotides. NCBI's taxonomy places the organism in Eukaryota, Metazoa, Cnidaria, Anthozoa, Scleractinia, Poritidae. The record is from the annotation of a GenBank genome assembly.
AUGAAAAAAACCUGCCAAAAGAGAUCAUGUUGUUGGGACCCAGAUGUUGCUGAAGGCACCCCUUAUUGCUAUGUCAAGGACUUUGGGCGUGAGUAUUACAGUUUCGUUAGUAGCCCCAAUAUUCACAUACAAAUUCUCAACACUGAUCUCAAUAAGAUAAGAGAAUCUGAUAAAAGAUUAUUAAAGCUGUUUCCUUUUGGUGUCCAUUUUAUAUAUUCUCAUAACCUCUCCUCUUGAUAAAGUAUUGAUUUUGUGAGGAUAAACUGAUGUUGGUCACACUUAAGCAGGACAGCUGAAUGAAGCGGAAUGUGAAAGGGCACCUAUGUAAAAUUAAUGGUAAAAUUGAUAAAAAGGACUUUCGUUGCUGAUGUAUUAUGAAGACGCAAGAAUGUGGGGGAAAUGUAAUGCUUGAAUUUUUCCUGCCUCGGUUUUAGUGAGGUUUGAGUCCUUCUGUUUAAAUGGCCAGCAACUCCUCCCCCGCCCUCCAUCCUCAACAAAAAAAAUAAAUAAAAUAUAAUUAUAAAUAUAAUAAAAAGCUUAGCGGCCUUGUAUUUUACUUGUGAGGCAUCAGACAUACGCCUUAAGGUUUCCAAUUUUCCUUUCACCUUAUGCAAGAAAGAAUGAUGGGACGAGAAAGAGGAAAACGCCCAGGCUAGCCCUUAGGGCGUGUGAAUUUCACCAAAGUUAUUUUUAGAACGAAAAAACGCUUGAGGUUUAUCGGAAGUUGGUGUGAAGAUAUCCACAAUCUCUUAUUCAUUGUAAUAAAGAGAGAAUAACAGGACAUUAUGCUCUCUUGGUGUGUCUACAUAACAAUAAUUUACAUUGAUUGCUUUGAGGCAGUCGCGCGUGGACUUGGGGACUUUUCAAACAGUCGAUUAAAAUGUGCGGUCGUCCCAGCUUAAUUACAACCUCUAAAAAUACCUUAAGUGAAAUUUUCAUAUCUCAGCCAACGCCCUAAUGUUUCCCCGCUGCCCACUAUUAGUUUCCUUUGUCUACUUUCAGUACUUUCGUUCCUUUACAGAGCUCGCUUAUGGUAUGUGCCGAACCGCCCCGUCUGAACGUAAAGAUUGUGGAUAUGUGGGAAUAACAAAAGAGGACUGUCUGGGAAAAGGAUGCUGUUACGACAACUCGGUUGAUGACGGUAAAACCCCCUGGUGCUUCUAUCCGCCGGGUAAGUGCUAGUUGCGGAACGGGCUGCCACUAAUAUGUUCGCCUGUCCCAAGUUACUAUCCCUAGCGAGCCACACACUCAUCACCGUACGCCGCGCGCAGUCUUGCGGACCGCUAACGGCAGUUUAUGGAUCGUGCUGUCAGGGACCGCGGAGCAAGGUGAAAUGUGGGAGGGCUGACAAUUGAAAAUAAUUUUUUCAUAUUGAAAAUCGAAAAAUUUCUAACUAUGGGCUAUUGCAUUUAAUAUCCGCACCCCCCCCCCCCCCGNUGAAGCCUUAAUUUUCACAAAAUUCUUCAGGGGUAAACCCAAAUUCUUCAGGGGUAUGACCCAAUUCUUCAGGGGUAAACCCAUGUUUUACGGAAGUCUUCAGGGGUGAAUGCAAUUUUAGCCAAUCUAAAGGGGUAAGAUGAAAAGGUAAGUCCUCAACCGGGGGGUACGGAUUUUAAAUGCAAUAGCCCUAUGGCUGUUCACUGUUCAAGUAAUGUAAUUCUUCUUGCCAUCGAAUAUUUCAUUGAUUCGAAAGGAGAAAGACAAAACAUAAAACUUUUAUCAACUCAAAACAACUACUCACCUUUGUUUGGCUUGAAAAACCUAGUAAUAAUCUUCAUUUCGUCUGAUAAAACUGAUAAAAAACUCUGGCGGAGCUGGAAGUACAAAACACGCUGCCGAACGAAGCGAAGGGGUGGCCAAGGCAAUUACCAAGGCAUGGCGUUUGAUCAAGGGGCAAGUCGGCCCCAGGGCACAAUUACCGCGAAAAGCAAAGGAGCCCCGCAAAAUGCCUGGCGUUUGAAAUUAAAGAAAAUACAGAGAAUAUAGCGGAAUAUAGACGGAAAAAAACUUGUUUCAAGUCUUUUUUUUAAUUUUAAUUAUUUUUCUUUUUAGCGCAAAAAGUGGGGGCGGGGGCGCAAAAAAGUGGUGGGGCCGCGGCCCUACCAGCCCCUCCCCCUCCGCGGUCCCUGGCUGUCCAUACAAAUCGUUAAGGCACUGCCAAGAGUCCGUAUACUGAGCUCAUGUAAGUUGCACGAUCCGUAGAAUUGUAAGGAACGUAACAUAUCUUUAACGGGUUCAAUGGUUCCUGAAACAGAAAUGUAAGAAACACCCCUUAAACUGACCGUUGCAGAGUGGGGGCAAUAAGCGUUCCUAUGUCAAUUAUACACCGAUGUUCAAGUAAGUUGGGGGGUGGGGAGGGAUAGUGCGUUGUGUGUAGUACUAUAAACAGACUAUUUAACAAUUAUUUUCGAGCCCGAAUGGGAUAUUGACUCAGAGGCCAUGAGGGCGAGAGGAAUAAUUGUUUUAGUAAAAUCCAACUACUCGGUCAGAAAUAUCUAGACAAAACAACUUUAGCUAGUUAAAGCUAGACUUUAAUCCUUUUUUGUCGCCAGAAAGCCGUAGCUUUUCGCUACUAGUAGGCUAUAACAUAUAGCCUAGUAGUAGCUCAACCAAUCAGAUCGCAGCAUUGAUAAUAGACCACUAGUUGGCUUUUACUAAUUACUAUUAUUUGUUGUCUCUAAUCUUGGCAUUGUAUGCCGUUUGCUCUUUUAUGUUUUUCACCUAGACGAAACGGCAGCUACUUGUUAUCUGCCAUACACCAGCGGAUUAUGUAAAUACGUGUGUGAUCCAGAAACGGAGCCGGAUCAUGUAUACGGAUUAUGUUCAGAGGGACGUUGGUGCUGUUACAAGAAUCCCUUUACAAGUUAA